UUGAGUAUCAGCCUCUCCCACAAUCUCUAAUCAUGGGUAUUCGAUCUCUUUUCUCUCGUAAGAAGAACAGCAAGUCAGUGCCGAACUCCCCUCCAGAAAACUCGGUUUGUUCGACGUCGCCGCCCGUGGGCUCGUUUAUGAACUUCAGAACCCGAAUCCAGGAGCUGGAGCAUGUGUUCAGGAAAUUCGAUGUGAAUGGGGACGGGAAGAUUUCUUGGUCAGAACUAGGUUCCAUCAUGGGGAGCUUGGGACACCUUGCAACGGAAGAGGAGUUGCAGAAGAUGAUAAAUGAGGUUGAUUUGGACGAUGAUGGGUUUAUUGAUUUUAACGAGUUUAUUGAGUUGAACACGAAGGGGGUUGAUUCAGUGAAGGUUAUGGAGGAUUUGAGGAACGCGUUCCUGGUCUUUGACAAGGAUCGAAAUGGGUCCAUAUCACCGGAGGAAUUGCAGACAGUGUUGAAGAGUUUAGGGGAUGAUAAGUUAUCGAUUGUAGAGUGUAAGGAGAUGAUUCGUGGGGUGGAUUGCGAUGAUGAUGGGUUGAUUAAUUUCGAAGAGUUCAAGAUUAUGAUGAUGGGUUCUGAUAGAGGACUGCGUGAGACACAAGGUGCGAUGGAAUUGGAGCCCAUUGACAACUUGGAAACGUCUGAUACGUCCAAGUGAAAGACAGGGCAACUUGUCUGAUCUGAGUGAGUCUUUUCGUUCUUGUUUUUGUUGAUGAAAGAUAAAUCUGCAAGAUAUCUUCUGAGAUUUAGUUAGAAUCGUAAUUGUAAUUGUUCUCUUACAAGCUUUGUACGUUUACACUACAUAUAUAAUAAAACUGAACCACGCAGCUGUGUGUGCGUGACCA
Molecule: messenger RNA, 846 nt
Organism: Nelumbo nucifera (sacred lotus)
Lineage: Eukaryota; Viridiplantae; Streptophyta; Magnoliopsida; Proteales; Nelumbonaceae
Product: putative calcium-binding protein CML25
Molecular function (GO): calcium ion binding
Source: RefSeq, a predicted model, not a curated record